Corylus avellana is the source of this 1548-nucleotide messenger RNA. RefSeq names its product putative F-box/FBD/LRR-repeat protein At4g03220. Lineage: Eukaryota; Viridiplantae; Streptophyta; Magnoliopsida; Fagales; Betulaceae. The record is from RefSeq and is a predicted model, not a curated record. Gene Ontology annotation, molecular function: protein binding.
AGAAGGAAUUACUUCAUACAGUGUGUUUAGAAUUGCUUUACCAUGAAACCGCCUACGAAGAAGCAGAAUUCAGGAUUCAGCGACCUUCCAGAUGGUGCUGUUCAUAACGUUCUUGAUUUCCUCGGGAUGAGGGACAUUGCGAGAUUAUGCGUCGUAUCAAAAAGAUGCCGAGAGUUGUGCAUUUCAAACCCUAAUUUGUGUUUGAGUAACAUCGAAGACAAAUCAGGUGGACCUCACUUCUACAGCUUUGUGGAUAGGUUCAUGGCUCUCCGCUGCUUGCAUGGGGUGAUGACGGAUCGCUUUGCGAUCCGUUGGUCUUUCGAAGGAAGCGUUGUUGAUCAAGACGAAGAAUACUACCGGGUGGAGACGUGGUUACAGCACGCAGUAAACCAGGGCAGCGUUGCAGGAGUUCGCCUGAAAUUCUUUCUCCUCGGUCGUCAACACUUUUCCUUGCCGCUUUGUGUUCUGCGUUGUAAUUCCGUAACGUUCCUGGACAUCGACGCCGAAAAUGCCCUUCUCAAAUUACCCUCAGCUCCUCCCUAUUUUGCUUCAGAGCUACAGAGCUUACAAUUACGCCACGUUCAAAUCGAAAACAACUGCAAUUGCAAUUUGGGUGAAUUGCUUUCAUCUUUCAAGUCCCUCAAGGUAUUGAAGCUUGACAAAAUUAGCGGGAUAAAGGCUAUGACUAUCACCAGCUCGUCUAUUGAGAUUUUAUCGAUUGUAAGCGUUGAUAGUCACCUCUGCGAUGUUGAGAUUCAGCAGCUUCACAAACUCUAUGAACUUAAUCUAGUCUGGUUUCCCAAAUCCUCCAGUAGUACAUCACUGAAAAUCUCUGCUCCCAAUCUCCAAACAUUUCAAUGGAGUGGAAUUACUGUCGAUGACUAUUGUAUGAGGGAUUCGCCAGAUCUUUUGCAGGCUCUAAUUGGUCUUCAUCUACCUGCUCAAUCGAAGGGGAAUCCAGAUUCGACCAAGAAUAACUUGGUUAAGAUUCUUCACAGCGUACAAAAGGCUAGACAUCUAAAACUAUAUGGUUGUUUUGUUGAGGCUUUACUUAAGCAUGGUUGCUUGCCAUUUUCAUUUGAUAAUGUUGAGCAUUUGACUGUGAUAAGAAGUUCAAGUGGUGACCAAGUCCUACCAUUGUCCUCCCUUCUCAGAGGAACAACUAAUCUAAAGCUUCUCAGUCUACACGUUUGUGCUAGUGUGACAAACUCAAUGCCUUCGAGUGAGCUUCCAUUUAAGAUGGAAUAUUGGCAAUCUCAAAACUUCAUGUUUACUCAUCAACUGAAAAAAGUAGUUGUGCAUCUUUUUGAUAAAGAGAAUGAAAUAGAACUAAUCAAAUAUUUGCUCACGAAUGCACAAGAAUUGGAACUGAUGACCAUUUUGUAUUCAUCACCACUAUCAUCAUCAGAUGUCAUUAUUGAGUUAAAAAAGUUCAAGAAGCCUUCAACAAAAUUGAUUCUAUAUUCAUCAUUGGAUAACCACCGUCAUCAUCAGAGUCAUUACUGAGUUAAGAAAGUUCAAGAAGCUUUCAACAAAAUUGAUUCUAUA